Messenger RNA from Patella vulgata (common limpet), 4546 nucleotides. RefSeq names its product beta-mannosidase. NCBI's taxonomy places the organism in Eukaryota, Metazoa, Mollusca, Gastropoda, Patellidae. Gene Ontology annotation, molecular function: beta-mannosidase activity. The transcript is spliced from 16 exons. The record is from RefSeq and is a predicted model, not a curated record. Bases 1528 to 3915 code for a protein of 795 amino acids. Gene Ontology annotation, biological process: glycoprotein catabolic process; carbohydrate metabolic process.
AUGUGCUUAGACUUAUACUUGACUUGUGCUUUCGUAAGAAUGGUCUUGAGAAUUUUCUAGGGACGGUAUUUUUAUAAGUUUCUUACGUAAGAAAAAGUGAAGCAUGACUUUGUGCUUACUUUAAGAAUUUUCUAGGAACCGGACCUGUAUUACCGUUAUAUAAACAAGAGUUGUAGAGAAGUCAAGAGUGAAAACAUAGGAUUGUGACCCACAGCAUUGACACACGAUGGUGUCACAUCCCUUUAUUUGGUUUCGUGUUGAAGGAUAGUCACAACGUAAUACCGGGGUGUCACAUUUGACUAUGGUGUCACAAUUAUAAUAGGGACUGGCUGGUUUCGACCAUGUCAUAUAUAUAUCUUCUGCAGUUAAUGUCGAAAAUGGACAUAAUUCUAAUUUUGUAAAUGCUUUACGGAAUAAAGUCAUUUAAGAGCAGACACCCUUUUUAGUUUGCAAGGGAUUGAAAAUCCCUAAGGUGCAUCACCCUCAGCUUGAUUUGGUCAUGUAAAAUAUGAUAACGUCUCUUUCUAGUAGUAGCAAAUGGAACAGAUUUGCUUUCAUGUGAACAACAGGGUAUCUUUGUCAAAUUUUCUUUAUCUUAUCGAAGAAAAUCUGUACGUGUAAAUUUAACUUUAUGUAUUUAUAGGUCAAUGACAAUUUUAUUUAAAUCAAGGUCAGCUAUUGUAAUCAAAUCUUUACAGGAUAUGGUAUGAUUGUAAUCUACACACACCAUAGGUUCAUUUACAGAAGGGUAUAUUGGUUUAUCAGGACGUAUGUUUAUAUUAAAGGAAGGGUUUCUGUUUUACUAAACCUGUCAUAUAUAAAAACGAAAAGUCACAUUGGUUCUAUCUGAUGAGUUAUUUUGAUGGAUGAAAGGGUAAUUGUGAAGUCAGUGGAAAUCUAAUACACUUUUUAUAUUUACGAAUAUCCAUCAACACGUUCCACCCCUAUGGAUGCACUCGGGUUUGAAUUUACAAAUAAAUUACAAAAACAGACUUUAGCUAAGCUAUAUGAAAUACAUUAUUAAGUAAACACGGAAUUCUGGUACAAUUUAUAUUUUCUAAUAAGGUUCAAAAACCAGUUGUACUCAAAAUGACACUAUAUUUGAUAUUGCUAACUGUAGGCUUUCAAUGGACAGGAGGUGUGGAAUCAGAAGGUCACACGGUGCCUCGCAAACCUUGUCUAUAACUAUAGCCAAUAAGUAGACCUACUUGCUUUUCAAGUAGUUGAGAAUACAGAUGUUAAAAUGUGAGAUAUUUUUAAUCUACACUUAUAGGUUAUAACCUUAUUGGAACUGUACCUGGAGGUGUUUAUACAGCUUUAUAUAGUAAUAAUAUCAUACAAGAUCCAUAUUAUAGAGAUAAUGAUGGUAAAUAUAGAUGGAUUGGGCUUGAUGAUUGGACAUACACCAGAUCGUUUCAAUUAAACGCUGAGUCCAUACAAAAGAACAAUAUAAUAUUAGUAGCAGAAGGUCUCGAUACGUUUUCUACCCUCAGUAUCAAUGGAAAACAAAUUGGUACAUCCGAAAACAUGUAUGUUAGAUAUACAUAUGAUAUCAAAAACGUUGUCAAGCCUGGUAAUAACACAAUAACAGUUGCCUUCAGAUCUGCUGUAAAAGAAGCAGAAAGGUUGGCCAAUGAGUCGCCCUACUUCAUUCCACCGAACUGUACAGUACCAGCCCAACAUGGUGAAUGUCAUGUUCAAUUUAUACGUAAAGCUCAAUGUUCCUUUAGUUGGAAUUGGGGACCAUCUUUUCCCGUGCAGGGUAUAUGGCAUGACAUCUAUAUCCAGUCAUUCGAUACAACUGUUAUAAGAGAAUAUUCAGCUUUAACAAAGAAAGCUGGUGAUAAUACAUGGAGUGUAGAUGUUGAAGUACAUUUUGACGUAAGAACUGGAAGUACAACAGGAGAACUAGAAACACAACUUGUAGGAACACCUGUUUCUUUAAGACAAGUGAUUACAUUAAACUCUGCUAAUAGCAGUGUUCGGUAUACUCUGAAUAUACCAAAGGAAAUGAAUAUCGCCAUGUGGUGGCCAAAUGGAUAUGGUAAUCAAUCUUUAUAUGAACUUACAGUCAAAUUUACUAGUGAUAAAAGCCAGGAAUCAACAGCUAAAACUAUUAAGAUUGGAUUUAGAACUGUUGAAAUUGUCCAAGUUCCUGUGUCAAACAAUCCGAAACAUGGACUGACUUUUUUCUACAAAAUAAAUGACGUGCCAGUAUUCUUCAAGGGUACUAAUUGGAUUCCAGCAGAUAGUUUUCUAGAGAGAGUGACAUAUGAUAAAAUAAGAAUACUUUUAACAUCAGCUGCUGAGGUCCACAUUAAUUCAAUGAGAGUCUGGGGUGGAGGGAUUUAUGAAAGUGAUUCUUUUUAUGAAUUAGCUGAUGAAUUGGGAAUUAUGAUAUGGUCAGAUUUUAUGUUUAGUGUAGCUUUAUAUCCUACAACUAAAUCAUUCCUUGAUACUGUUACCAUAGAAACACGACAACAGGUUAGACGUAUUAAGCAUCACCCUUGCAUUGCGGUUUGGGCUGGUAAUAAUGAAAAUGAAGCUGGAAUAACACAGGGAUGGUUUGGAGUGAAAGAUGUUGAUCCAUAUAAAGCAGAUUAUAUAAAGUUAUAUAUAAAUACUAUUGGAUCUAUUGUACAACAAGAAGAUACCACUAGAGAAUAUUUAUCAUCAAGUCCUUCGGAUGGGAAACUUACAAAACAAUCUGGAGGCAUUGCUCCAAAUCCAACUCUUGAAUAUUUUGGUGACGUACAUUUCUACAGCAACUAUGUAGAUUUAUGGGACUGGCGAAAUGUUCCAAUUCCUAGAUUUGCAUCUGAAUAUGGUUCUGAAUCUUGGUGUAAUUAUGAAACACUUCAGCCUGUUUUUGCAGAAGAAGAUUUAGAUUAUUGGUCUUAUAUCGCCAAUUGGCGUAACCGGGACACAGCUGGUAAUUUCGUUAUGAUGACUGAGGCCAUGACUCAUAUACAAUUACCAAACUCACCUUAUGUUAAAGAAAGAUUCCAGGAUUUAAUAUAUGUCACACAGAUACACCAAGCAAUGACCAUGCGAGUUGAAACAGAACAUUAUAGAAGACAUACUAACUGGCUUGGUGCAGAUGGUCGUGGUUUAACUAUGGGAGCGAUGUUUUGGCAGAUAAAUGAUAUUUGGCAAGCUCCAACCUGGGCAUCAAUAGAUUAUGACUUGAAAUGGAAGAUGAUACAUUACUAUGCCAGACAUUUCUUUGAUCCAAAUUUGAUUUCACCGUACAUCAAUGGCACCAAUCUAAAUAUAUACAUGGUUAUAGAUGAAAUUCCAAAUCAUUUAGACCGACAUCCUGAUACUCAUACUCUAGAAUUUAGACCAUUACAAGAACAUCGGGAACUGAAAGAAAUAUAUCCCAAUGUUGAUUCCGAAAAGGUGAUGGCUAUGGAUAACACAGUUAUUAUGGAGAUGUAUACGUGGAAUAAUUUAAUACCAUUAAAAACAUGGACAAUUCCUUAUCACUUAAACAAAACGUCUGGUUUAAUAUUUCAAGAAAAUUUAGAUGAUCUUUUAUCUGAAGCUGGUUGUUUUGAUCAGAAAAAUUGUUUGUUUUAUUUUUAUCUCAACUCUAAAUCUAAUCCAACCAGUACAUCAUGGCUUCCAUUAACAUAUUUUACUGAUAUACAGGAUGUUAUCAAUGAAGCACAAAUAACUAUAAACCAAGUUACAUCUCAGUCAGCCACUGAAUUUAGUCUUGUUUUAUCAACCAAUAAUAUAGCACCGUUUGUAUGGAUAAAUGCCUACAACAUAUCAGGAAGAUUUUCAGAUAAUGGCUUUCUUAUGAAAGAUCCUUUACUUCAGUUGACGUUUACUUCUUGGCAACCAGUAGACCUAGAUACAUUCAAAAAAUCUUUAACUGUUAAAUCUUUAAUGAAUAUGUAUUAUUAGAUCGGACAAUAUGAUUAUCAAUGCUAAAUAUCAAAUGAAGGAAAAUAUCGAAUAAAUUAUAUUACAAAGGAUUUCUCGAAAAGCUGAUUAAAAUGUUGGAAUGUAUGUGUGAGUGAAAGGAAAGUUGCGGUGUUUUUGGUAUUAAAGGCCAGCUUGUUGUUGGUGUGUUAAUGAUUUAUAUUAAAUCACUAGCAGGAUACCCGGCUUCGCUCGGGGGUCAUAACUCCGAAACCGGAAGUGGUAGACUAACGCCACCUGGCCUAUGUUACUCCCCGGUCGGAGCUACCCCUAUACCCCAAAUUUCAGACUCGGGGCAGACCUAGUGUAGCCGCCAACUCCGCUUCGCUCGGGGGUCAUAACUCCGAAACCGGAAGUGGUAGACUAACGCCACCUGGCCUAUGUUACUCCCCGGUCCGAGCUACCCCUAUACCUCAAAUUUCAGACUCGAGGCAGACCUAGUGUAGUCGCCAACCCCGAACAGACAGACAUACAGACAAACGACAGUCACAAAUAUAUGUAUAGAUUAUGGAUAUAACAGUGCAUGAAAUAAUAAAACAUGUUACAUUGUAAUUGAUUUCAGCCUAUUGUGAUUUCACUCUGGAAUAGUGUAGCUAUAGUGUACCUUUCAAAG